AUGGAGGGCCAACGCAAGACUCGUUCGUUGCUCGCCAUGUUCAAACAUCGCUCCAAAAGUCACAUUUCUCACUCCACUACUCAAACCACAAGCUACAAAACGGACUUUUCUUCCCCUGGUACUUUCGACGACACCUUUGAAGACCAGAGAGACGGGUUUUACCGAUACUCUGAGUCAAUCGUCGAAGAAUCCAAGCCUUCAGGUGCGAGCCCUUGUGGCUCUCAAGAGGAGAAUUUUGGAGUUUUUGAUUCUCUUAUAAUUCAAAAGAUGGCAAAAAAACAUCACUCACGUCCCUACACGGUGAGCAGCAAUGAUUGGGUGAAGAUCAGGUCUUCACCAAUUCCUGCAUCGCCGACACAUGUGCGGACCAUGGAGGACUUGAAUCAAGAGAACCUACAGCUACAUUUUUCUGUUGUGAUGAGGAUUUUUAGUAGGGUCUACGCUAUCGCGAAAAUUUUACAUGUCAUCUUCCUCGCAUAUGGCAUUGAGCUCGAUAACAACGAGAACGGCUUCAUGUACUGGAUCAAGCGUUCGGAGAGAGGUAUUCGAACGGAUUCCCUCCGCGUUCUAAUCGAAUCGGUAGAAAAUCUGUUUUAUACCAUCUACGCGCGUCUACAGCUCGAGAUGGCGGCCGUUGAGCUGUGCGAUCAGCUUCCUGUGAGAGAAAAGCGUCCCUCCAUUGACCCCCGAAAAUUUCAACUUCCAGGACCUGUCCAUCUCUAUCGGAUCUAUUGCACUUUCAAGAACAUUUUGGACCACCGCAGUAUCUGUGAGGCACCCAAGGACGACAUCAUUGCCUUGUACCAGGAGGACUACAUCAAACGACAGAUCAGCCAAAACGAGGACCGUACGCUUUUUGUGAGCGACACAAAAGAGUACCGUAACGUCGUGCUGAGAGUCCUUAUUGAUAAAACUUCAGUUUUUCGCGAAAAGUGGGAUGGUCUCAUCCCAAUUUUUCCAAGCAUCCCACCCAAGAUCAUGAUAUUCCAUAGUGAGAAUUACCUCACAGCAUUUCCCAAAGUAACCCCAGAACCGGACCUUCAUGCCGUCGAGCUCCCUUUUCUCGAUCUGAAAACACUUGACCCCAUCGCGUGGGAAAAAGAACUCAUCCUGGACAAUCGACAAGCCGCACUGGCCAUACUGGAAGGACGGGUUAUUGGAGAGUUGCGCCGUGAAGAUGCGAACUAUCCGGCUGUGUUCCCGGUCAAAUACUACAAGUGCAUCUGUAGGUCGUGCUGCAUUUGUGCGGUCAGGUGUACACUUGCUGUGGAGAAACCAUGUCCUUGUGCCCGACGACAGCUCCGUAUCGAGAUGGCGAAGCUUCGCCGAGGACCUGGACGAUUCGACUUUGUGACUCGCGUUACUACUCUUGCUCUCUCUUUUUGGCAGGGUCUGGUUUUCAUGAAGAGGAAUGUCGAUUCAGAAGCCUUGCUCGUGGAGCUUAUGGAGUUCUUUUCCCUCUUUAGCGAGGAGAUCAUCAAGGAGCGCCAUUCGGUGAUUAUCCGAGAGUGGGACUAA
This is a messenger RNA of Penicillium taxi, 1518 nucleotides long. RefSeq lists its product as uncharacterized. The record is from RefSeq and is a predicted model, not a curated record. Bases 1 to 1518 code for a protein of 505 amino acids. The transcript has 3 exons. NCBI's taxonomy places the organism in Eukaryota, Fungi, Ascomycota, Eurotiomycetes, Eurotiales, Aspergillaceae.